Nematolebias whitei (Rio pearlfish) is the source of this 2820-nucleotide messenger RNA. It is a transcript of the gene tkta, whose product is annotated as transketolase a. Gene Ontology annotation, cellular component: endoplasmic reticulum membrane; extracellular exosome. Gene Ontology annotation, biological process: pentose-phosphate shunt, non-oxidative branch; ribose phosphate biosynthetic process. The record is from RefSeq and is a predicted model, not a curated record. Gene Ontology annotation, molecular function: thiamine pyrophosphate binding; transketolase activity. NCBI's taxonomy places the organism in Eukaryota, Metazoa, Chordata, Actinopteri, Cyprinodontiformes, Rivulidae. The coding region runs from base 259 to 2145 and encodes 628 amino acids. The transcript is spliced from 14 exons.
UCCACUGUUUGCCUGUCUGUCUGUAUGUUUGUGUGUCUGUCUUUGUGCAUCUUUUCUGCAUAACCCUGAAGGAUAAAGCCGCCAUCUCUUCUGCUCUCCCUCUCUUUCUCCAUCCCUCUGCACACACAUACUCACAUUUAAAAAGUGCUAUCCAUUUUUUUAAAAUAUAUUACGAACACAGACCGACCAUUCAAACCCAUCAGAGGAUUGUUGUUGGUCCAUUUUUUCUGGUGCUGAAAACUUCAACAUUUUGUCCACAUGGAGGAUUAUCACAAACCCGACCAGCAGACAGUUCAGGCGCUGAGGAAUAUCGCCAAUCGCCUUCGAAUCAACUCCAUCAAGGCGACCACUGCAGCUGGAAGUGGUUAUCCCACCUCAUGCUGCAGCGUGGCAGAAAUCAUGUCUGUCCUUUUCUUCCACACCAUGAAGUACCGCCCUGAAGACCCAAGAAACUUCAACAGCGACCGCUUCGUCCUGUCCAAGGGUCAUGCUGCUCCUGCUCUGUACUCCAUGUGGGUUGAAACAGGUUUCCUGAAAGAGAGCGAUCUGCUCAGUCUGUGCCAGGUGGACUCGACUCUGGAGAGCCACCCGACCCCGAAGCAACAGUUUGUCGAUGUAGCCACCGGAUCAUUGGGGCAGGGUCUUGGUGUGGCCUGUGGAAUGGCUUACACUGGCAAAUACUUUGACAAAUCCAGUUAUCGUGUGUUCUGCCUGCUGGGUGAUGGUGAGAUGUCAGAGGGCUCAGUCUGGGAAGCCAUGUCGUUUGCCUCCUACUAUCAGCUCGACAACUUGGUGGCCAUCAUGGACAUCAACCGUUUAGGCCAAAGUGACCCUGCACCCCUGCAGCAUCAUGUGGAGAAGUACCAGCGGCGCUGUGAAGCUUUCGGGUGGCAUGCCAUCAUUGUGGAUGGACACAGUGUGGAAGAGCUUUGCAAGGCUUUGAGCCAGCCACGCCACCAGCCCACUGCAAUCAUCACUAAAACCACCAAGGGCAAAGGCAUUCCAGCUGCUGAGGAUAAGCUGGGCUGGCACGCCAAAGUUUUGCCCAAAGACAUGGCUGAGAUGGUCAUAAAGGAUCUGCAGAGUCGGAUCAUGAGCAGCAGUAAGCACCUGUACCCACCCACCCCUGUCGAGGACUCCCCACCCGUCAGCCUGAGAAACAUCAGGAUGCCGAGUGCGCCCAGCUACAAGGCUGGAGAAAAGAUUGCCACUCGUAAGGCCUAUGGAAUGGCCUUGGCCAAGUUGGGUCGCUACAACGAGCGAGUUGUGGUUCUGGAUGGAGACACCAAUAACCUCACCUGCUCUGAGAUCUUUAAGAAUGAGCAUCCUAACCGCUUUGUUGAGUGCUACAUCUCUCAGCAGAACAUGGUCAGUGUUGCCAUGGGAUGUUCUGCCCGGGACAGGAAUGUCGUGUUUGCCAGUACUCUUGCUUCCUUUUUUACUCGUGCCUAUGAUCAGAUUCGCAUGGCAGCGAUUUCAGAGAGCAACAUCAACCUGUGUGGCUCCCACUGUGGUCUGUCCACUGGAGAAGAAGGCCCCUCUCUGAUGAGCUUAGAGGACAUGGCCAUGUUUAGAGCCAUUCCCAGAGCUACCAUUUUCUAUCCCAGUGACGGCGUGUCCACAGAAAAGGCUGUGGAGCUGGCUGCAACCACAAAGGGUGUUUGCUACAUUCGAACCAGCCGCCAAGACUGCGCCGUCAUCUAUAACAGCAAUGAGGACUUCCAUGUUGGACAGGCAAAGGUGGUGUUUCAGAGCAAGGAUGACCAGGUGACUGUGGUUGCAGCUGGAGUGAUGGUGCACGAGGCCCUUGCUGCCGCUGAGCACCUAAAGAAAGAGAGAAUCUCUGUCAGAGUAGUCGACCCCUUCACCAUCAAACCUUUGGACGUAAAAACCAUCGUUGACCAUGCACGUGCCACCAGGGGAAGAAUCCUCACUGUUGAAGACCACUACUAUGAAGGUGGUCUCGGGGAAGCACUGUCCUCAGCAGUGGUCAACGAGUCUGGAUUCAGUCUGCACCGUCUGGCUGUUUCCCACAUUCCCCGUGGAGGCAAACCUCACGAGCUCCUGAAGAUCCACGGCAUCGACCGUGACGCCAUCACUCAAGCAAUUCGGAAGAUGCUCAUCAGCACCGCUAAUGCCAAGUAGCUUUCUCUGAGCCCCACCCAGCAGUCUGACGACACUCGUGCAGAUAUAGAUAAGCCGUCACCGACGUUUUGGAAUCAUAACACAUUACUCUUUAAAGUCGUUCACUGUGAAUACCUUCUGAAAAAGUGUGCUGAAAUAUUGUGAGUUGUGCCGUUCACCUUGACGUAUACCUCCACUUACCUUGGAUGCUUCCGUCACAUCCCUUUCCACACACGUGCAGAUACACACAUUCUCUGUAACAAUCAUUUCCUCACUCAUAAUCUACAUUGUCAUGGACCUAGUCCAGAAAAUGAGUAUUGUCCCUUGCUGAUGUUGUCGUUGGUGGAUGAUCACUGUAUGAAACAACCCUUUGUUUGAUCUUCAACAUGUUUUUCACUCAUGUAACUCCUAAUUCUGUGGUGGGGCCCAGUUUUAAAGUAGGUGUUUAAUGUGGCAACAGUGUCAGAAAGAAACAAAGUCGAUUGUUGUUCGUAGAUAAAAACCAAACCAAGGUUAUAAAGAGGAAACACACAACACCACAAGUGGCAAAAGAAGAUUUCGGUUUUUAUUUCAUCAAUUAUUUCUUUUCAGCUCUGGUUUGUCAUUGAGUUUUAAGCAUACGGUGAACAAACACACCUCAGGGCUGCAGGUUUACCCAGUGCUAACAGAAAGUAUGACUCACGGGCUGUGACAGUA